Molecule: messenger RNA, 1880 nt
Organism: Abrus precatorius (Indian licorice)
Lineage: Eukaryota; Viridiplantae; Streptophyta; Magnoliopsida; Fabales; Fabaceae
Product: probable WRKY transcription factor 53
Exons: 3
Coding region: 388-1524 (378 amino acids)
Biological process (GO): regulation of DNA-templated transcription
Cellular component (GO): nucleus
Molecular function (GO): transcription cis-regulatory region binding; DNA-binding transcription factor activity
Source: RefSeq, a predicted model, not a curated record
AAGCAAGACCCUCUCUUUCCUAUUUGAUUCAUAGCUUCACACUCUCAUCAUCUAUCCCUUAUAUCUCCUCCAAUUAGCACCAGAUAACUCAUCACUUCCCCCUCCAAUUAGCACCAGAUAACUCAUCAUUAAUGAUCCAUUUGACAUUUCAUCAUUUCACCACUUUGCCUAUUCCACUAGGAUUAUUUCCUAACUUGUAGUUUCAAUUCUCUCUUUUUUGUGCAAUUUCCCCUCUUCACAUUCUCUUUCCAUAUCCAAAGUAUUCCUAUAAUCUUUUGCAAUUCCUUAAUGGCCAAUACUAAAUAACCAAAGUGGCAUAUUUUUAAGUCAUAUAAAAGCUUAGUUUGAAAGUGUAAGCCUUUGUUGCUAACGUUUCAUCUCCACGAAAUGGUAGAUAACAUGAAGUGUGAACAAGUUGGUCUCAUUGAUGAGCUAAUGCAAGGGAAGGAGCUAGCAAAGCAGCUCUGUGAUCAUUUGGUCUCAUCAUCAUUACCAUCAUCACCAUCAUCAUCAUCAACAACAACAUCACCACCACCAUCAUCCCAUGAAACAAAUGAAGUCCUAAUUGAGAAAAUACUUAUCUCCUAUGAAAAAGCACUUGCCAUGCUGAAUUGGAAGACUACUGAGGGAGAGAGAAAGACCAAGAAUGGUAGCAUGAUGGAUUCUCAUUGUUCUUUCACAAAUGGUAGCCCCAGAAGUGAGGUUCAAAACCUUGAGGUUAAGCACAAAGAUGUCUUCAAGAAAAGAAAGACCUUGCCUAGGUCGACAGAUCAAGUGAAGGUGUGUUCAGGAACACCCCAUGAUGGGUCUCUGGAUGAUGGCUAUAGCUGGAGAAAAUAUGGGCAGAAAGAUAUUCUUGGAGCUAAGUUUCCAAGAGGGUAUUUCAGAUGCACAUAUAGAAAUGUACAAGGGUGUCUGGCCACUAAGCAAGUGCAAAAGUCAGAUGAAGACCCAAUGAUAUAUGAGAUAACCUAUAAAGGAAGACACACAUGCACCCAAGCAAGUCACUUAAACAAGGCAUUCCCGUCGAAAGCAAAGACGGGUUUGGGAGAAAACAAACACCAAACCCAUCAAAAGAAUCAACCACAACAAGAGAAAAUAGAACAACCCAGUGAGACAAUUUUCUCUUUUGGAUCAAGUCUUGAAGUUAAAAUGGAGGACUUGGAAAACAAGGAGGACAUAUUCCCAUCAUUUUGCUUUGCUUCUCCAUCAAUAGGAUCUGAAAAUGAGGACAAAAACAUAUUCUCAGAUUCCAUGAUUGAAAACAAUUUCAUGGAAAGCUUUUCUCCUGCAUUCAUAUCACCAACAACUUCAGAAUCGAACAUUUUCUGUUUGUCACCAUGCUACUUGGGCAGCACUGGACUAGGCCAAAGUGUGCAAACCUCAGAGUCUGAUCUCACAGACAUAGUUUCAGCACCAACUUCAAUCACCAAUUCCCUUAUAAUGGAUUUUGAUUUCAUCCUUGAUAAGUUCGAUUUCGACACAUUUUUCCCCUUGAACACCCCAGAACUUUGCUCUUCAUAAAUUGUCCUCUUUCAAGUUAACACAAUAUAUAGUUUGUGUGCGGAUUAACCAUGAAUUUUGUAGAUCCUGACUAGCAUCAUAACUGAGGGAAGGAAAUGCAUCAUAAUCAAAUAUUUUGCAUAAAUGAAUGCAAUGAAACUUCCCUUUCAUGCUAGUUAAGUGAGCUUUCAUGUACCUAGGUUGUAAUGUGAAAAUAAUUUGUAUGCUGUAGCUUUAGUCAUUUGUGGAUUCUCAGUUCUCACUUGAGUUGUUGUAACAUAGUUAUGUGUCUUCUUCUGGCUCAAGCAGAGCGAGAAAUUGUGAAAUAAAUGAAUUUUCACCACAUAUUUUUGCAUCUAAAGUUAUGAUCAAUGCAU